This is a messenger RNA of Aspergillus caelatus, 3160 nucleotides long. RefSeq names its product SLC26/SulP family anion transporter. Gene Ontology annotation, cellular component: membrane. Gene Ontology annotation, biological process: transmembrane transport. Lineage: Eukaryota; Fungi; Ascomycota; Eurotiomycetes; Eurotiales; Aspergillaceae. Gene Ontology annotation, molecular function: secondary active sulfate transmembrane transporter activity. The record is from RefSeq and is a predicted model, not a curated record. The transcript has 3 exons. Bases 367 to 2898 code for a protein of 843 amino acids.
UUUCGACUUCCCUGCUCCUAAUCACGACAUCGCUCUUGGCUCUCCCGUCAUCUCACCUUAAAUUUAUCCACUCUGCCGCAUUUUCCUCGAUGCUCAAUUCUCCACAGGUUCUGGCUAUGGACCUUAUUUGAGCACUGCUUUACAUCAGCAUCUCAUAUCAAACAUCUUCUGUCCUCUUCUUUUCUUCCUUCCCACCCCAACCAUCCGACCUUUCCAAGUCACCCUAUCACUGUUGGACCUUAUACUUCCCGUCACACCAAAGAACCACUGGGUGAUAUAUAGUAGUGGUAUACUUGGUAUACUUUGGGCUAGUCCCGCCCCCCUAACCCUACAUCAACUCGCGAGACCGUUUCUCCCAUCAGGACCAUGUCGGGCGAUCUCAAAACCAAAGUUGGUCACGGUGUGGCCAAGGCCUUGGGGAUCAAGGUCCCCUAUCGUGAUCCUCUGGGAGCCCAUGCUGAUCCAGUCACACGAGGCGAGUCGAUGUUCUCUGUCGGAACGAUUGAUACAUAUUCCUAUCUCGAGCCCGAACCCACUUCCGUUGAAUGGUUGAAGGAGAUCAGCCCUUCCGGGCAAGAUGUAGCCCGUUAUUUCUACAACCUUUUCCCUUUCCUCUCGUGGAUUACGAGGUACAAUUUGCAAUGGUUUCUGGGAGAUAUGAUUGCCGGCAUCACGGUCGGUGCCGUGGUGGUUCCUCAGGGAAUGGCCUACGCUAAACUGGCAAACCUUCCUGUGGAGUUUGGUCUCUAUUCUUCCUUCAUGGGGGUUCUCAUCUAUUGGUUUUUCGCCACCUCAAAGGAUAUCACCAUUGGUCCGGUGGCUGUCAUGUCUACCCUUACAGGUACGAUAGUUGCCGAGGCGCAAAAGAAGAUCCCAGAUGUCGAAACGCAUGUAAUCGCAUCCUGUUUGGCUGUCAUUGCUGGGGCCGUCGUUUGCGCUAUGGGCCUGCUUCGACUGGGAUUCAUUGUAGAUUUCAUUCCUCUGCCGGCAAUUUCAGCUUUCAUGACGGGUUCCGCCAUCAAUAUCUGCUCCGGCCAGGUCAAAGACAUGCUUGGAGAGACGGCCGACUUUUCGACGAAAGACGCCACAUAUAUGGUCAUCAUCAACACCCUCAAGUAUCUUCCCUCCGCAAAAAUCGAUGCCGCCAUGGGUGUCAGUGCUUUGGCUAUGCUGUACAUUAUCCGGUCGGGUUGUAACUAUGGCGCGAAGAAGUUCCCCCGUCAUGCCAAGGUUUGGUUCUUCGCUUCGACUUUGCGGACAGUGUUUGUGAUCUUGUUCUAUACGAUGAUCAGUGCCGCUGUGAACCUGCACCGACGGGAUCAUCCGCGAUUUAAGCUCCUGGGUAAUGUGCCUCGUGGUUUUCAACAUGCCGCUGUCCCUCAGGUAAAUGCGAGGAUCAUCAAGACUUUUGCUAGCGAGCUUCCUGCUGCGAUUAUUGUCCUGCUUAUCGAACACAUUGCGAUCUCGAAAUCCUUCGGCCGUGUCAACAACUACACAAUUGAUCCCUCUCAGGAGCUAGUCGCUAUUGGUGUGUCGAACUUGCUUGGACCGUUCCUUGGCGGUUACCCAGCGACUGGAUCGUUCUCCCGAACUGCAAUCAAAUCGAAAGCUGGUGUCCGCACUCCACUCGCCGGUGUUAUUACUGCGGUUGUUGUCCUCCUCGCCAUCUACGCUCUGCCCGCUGUCUUCUUCUACAUCCCGAAAGCCUCCCUUUCUGGUGUCAUUAUUCAUGCGGUCGGUGACCUCAUCACCCCACCAAACACCGUUUACCAGUUCUGGCGCGUGUCCCCUCUUGAUGCGAUCAUUUUCUUUAUCGGUGUUAUCGUUACCGUCUUCACCACAAUUGAGAUCGGCAUCUACUGUACCGUUUGUGUGUCUGUUGCCAUUCUGCUGUUCCGCGUCGCCAAGGCCCGCGGUCAAUUCUUAGGAAGAGUCACCGUCCACUCGGUGAUUGGUGACCAUCUGGUACAGGAUGAUGGGAAAUAUGGGUCUGCCAACUCCCCUAAUGCCACCAGCGAUGAUAAAAACGGAUUGAGCCGGUCUAUCUUCUUGCCUAUCAACCACACGGACGGCUCGAACCCCGAUGUCGAGGUGCAGCAACCUUACCCUGGUAUCUUCAUCUACCGAUUCUCUGAAGGAUUCAACUACCCCAAUGCCAAUCACUACACCGAUUAUUUGGUCCAGACUAUCUUCAGGCAUACACGCCGCACAAAUCCGUUCUCCUACGGUAAACCGGGCGAUCGACCAUGGAACAACCCAGGCCCUCGCAAGGGCAAGCCCGAAGAAGACCGGUCGCAUUUGCCCAUACUGCAGGCCGUCAUUCUUGACUUCUCGUCCGUCAAUAAUGUUGAUGUGACCUCGGUCCAGAACCUCAUCGAUGUCCGCAACCAACUCGACCUCUACGCUUCCCCCAAGACUGUACAGUGGCACUUUGCUCAUAUCAACAACCGCUGGACGAAACGAGCCCUUGCAGCAGCUGGGUUCGGCUUCCCAUCUCCUGACUCGGGUGACGGAUUUCACAGAUGGAAACCAAUUUUCAGCGUGGCUGAGAUCGAAGGUAGUGCCUCUGCCGCAGCUCAUGCAGAGAUGGUGAACAACGAACACGUCCAGCAUAAUAUCAAGAGCGAAGACCUCGAGCAUGGCCUCAAGCACGAUUCAGAGACCACCGAGCGUGAGACACACGGUAUCGAAGAAUCGUCCGAUGCUAGUAGCACCCAGGAUGACAAGUUGCAACGGGACCUGAAGGAUAGCAAGGCUUACCGCAGUCGUCGCAGGGUCGCUAUGGUGCAGGGCCUUAACCGGCCAUUCUUCCACAUCGACCUGACUAGUGCACUGCAGAGCGCCUUGGCCAACGCGGGCGAGGACCCAGAUCCUAACAUGAAUGUCCUUGAUGCAUAGUCGGUUUUUCUUAUAUUCUCUGCCACAUAUGAUACUCCCUGGUCGGAGUCCACUUUUAUACCGCCCGGAGAAGGGCUUUGACUUCUGUUAUAUAAUGUUUGUUUCAAGCGAGUCCACCUACUCUCUGUUGCUUUUGAUUUAAGGUGGUUGGAAUCGUUGAUAGGCACCUACAUAUACCCCUGACAUCUGGCUUUUGUGUAUAUAUAUAUAUAUAUAGAUUAUUGUUGAUGCACAUAUACAUCCAUACAAGUGCAGUUUUCAA